AUGAGCGAGAGGAGUGGAAAACCACAACAGAACCGUAGGAAGCCAUAUAGUGCUCCCGCUGGAAAGGGAAAACAGCAAGCUGCUAAAGGUAAGAGGCCAAGUGAUGGAGGUGCUCCUUAUAACCUUAGAUGUUUCAAAUGCUGUGAGCGAGGACAUCAGAUCAGUGAAUGUACUAUUGAUGUGAAGAAGUGUUACCGUUGCGGAAAGAGUGGGCAUGUGAUGGCUGAUUGUAAACACAAGGAAAUGAUAUGUUUCACUUGUGGUGAAGAGGGGCAUAUCAGUACUCAUUGUCAAAAGCCAAAGCAAGCUCACUCCGACGGGAAGGUCUUUGCUUUAGCAGGGAGUCAGACAUCCAGUGAAGACAGAUUGAUUAAAGGUACGAACUGGUUGGAAUUUAAUUAUGUUCAUUUUAAUUGCUACAACAAGUCUGUUUGGUUUCUUACUUCUGAUGAGGAGGAGAAAGUUGGUUUAUUGACUACUAGGAAGUUGAUUGAGUUGAUGCAAGAGGAGGCUCAAGUGUUUUCGUUGAUUGCAUCCUUUUCUGAUGAAAAUCAAGCUGCAAUUGAUAAGUUAUAG
Messenger RNA from Vicia villosa (hairy vetch), 576 nucleotides. RefSeq lists its product as uncharacterized. The transcript has 2 exons. Gene Ontology annotation, molecular function: zinc ion binding; nucleic acid binding. The record is from RefSeq and is a predicted model, not a curated record. Bases 1 to 576 code for a protein of 191 amino acids. NCBI's taxonomy places the organism in Eukaryota, Viridiplantae, Streptophyta, Magnoliopsida, Fabales, Fabaceae.